AUGGAACCUACCGAGAAGCUCUGCAGGAAAACGCGGGGCCAGGAGACAGGUGACAAGCCCAGGACUGCUGCUCCGAAGACAGAGGGACCACCGAAGGAUUCUGCGCCACUUAUCCGAGGUAGCCAAGACAAGCGGUCCUCAGUCCCCAGGGCUAGCUUGGGAAAGAGGCCACUGUCAAAGACCUCUGGGGAGUUAAUCGCUGCUGACACCUGCAGAGUGCACAAAGCCCCCGCACCAGCUGCAUGUAGUCCCCAACCCCAGGAAGAAGGUUCUCUCCCAGAGAAAAAGGCAGAAGCAGUGAAGCCAGCCAUUUCUGCAGUGCCUGGCCAAGCCGCUGGUCCCCUCAACUCACGAGAGGGGGACCUGAAGAAAGAAUCCCUAGAAGUGACCUGUCAAUUUCGGAAAAAGACUCGAACCCUCUACCGCUCAGACCAGCUGGAAGAACUGGAGAGGAUUUUCCAGGAAGACCACUACCCUGACAGUGACAAACGCUAUGAGAUUGCCCAGAUGGUGGGGGUAACCCCCCAGCGAAUCAUGGUGUGGUUUCAGAACCGCAGGGCGAAGUGGAGAAAAGUGGAGAAACUGAAUGAGAAGGAAAGUAAGAAUGGUCCUGCCGCCCCCAGUGCUGACAGCAGCCAGCCCAGAUCUGCUCCUGAGCUCCUAGAUCCUAUGCCUACAGACCUAGAGCCUGGCCCUGUUCCUCCAGAGCACAUUCUGGAUACCUUUCCUGAGCCCCCCAUGCUGCUGACUUCUGACCAGACUCUGACCCACUCUCAGUACAAUGAGGGUGCAGAGAGGGUGGCAGUGACUCCACCACUCCUCAGUCCCCCACCUAUUCGAAGGACCAACCUUCCUCUUCCUCUGGGCCCUGUUCAAACUCCUCAAGUACUGCCUCCGCUGAGGGAUGUUCCUGGAAGUGACAGCAUAUACAAGGACAAGCCCUGUGUGUCCUGGGGCCCUAGUAUCGCCUCACCACCCACCUACUCAAAUUUGGAAGACCUGGGGCCUCAGGAUUACCAAGCAAGCAGCCAGUUGUGUUCAUUCCAGCUCUCCCAGGCUCCACAAUCACCCCUUUUCCCAUCCCUUCAGUCUCAGUUUCCAUAUCUGACCCCCUUCCCUUUCCCCAUCCCAAGUUCGCUGCCAUUUCUACCACCAGAAGACUCUCUGUUUUCACUUCCUUUUGGCUUCAGUGGGGACUCAUCACAGGAUUAUUGCCCAGGGCCCCCACCAGGUCAGAUCUUGAUGCAGCCACCUGCUGAAAACAUGGGUACAGGACCCUGGAGUGGCCAUUGUUUGCCAGACCCUCCCUUCCCUCAUCCACACUACCCACAGACUCUGGGACACCCCCUAGCGGCAGAGGGCUACUUUCCUGACCUGUUUCCAACUCCAUAUGCUCCAACUAUGAGCAAGCAGCCUUCAUUAGGUCUCAAUGGGCUUCUUGAAGGCACUAGACCAGAGACAGGGUCCUCACUAAGCAAAAUGCCAGAUGAGCAGAAUUCUUCUUCCUUUGAGCAGCCCACACCAGAGGAGGUUAGAGACAAAAAUAAGAAUAACCAGUCCACUGGAACUAAAGAGUAA
Apodemus sylvaticus (European woodmouse) is the source of this 1578-nucleotide messenger RNA. It is a transcript of the gene Nobox, whose product is annotated as NOBOX oogenesis homeobox. The record is from RefSeq and is a predicted model, not a curated record. The transcript is spliced from 9 exons. Gene Ontology annotation, biological process: regulation of transcription by RNA polymerase II. The coding region runs from base 1 to 1578 and encodes 525 amino acids. Lineage: Eukaryota; Metazoa; Chordata; Mammalia; Rodentia; Muridae. Gene Ontology annotation, molecular function: DNA-binding transcription factor activity, RNA polymerase II-specific; RNA polymerase II cis-regulatory region sequence-specific DNA binding.